Molecule: messenger RNA, 1341 nt
Organism: Thecamonas trahens ATCC 50062
Lineage: Eukaryota; Apusomonadida; Apusomonadidae
Exons: 2
Coding region: 1-1341 (446 amino acids)
Source: RefSeq, a predicted model, not a curated record
AUGCCGUUUGCCAACAACACUAUGCCGUCUGUGCUGACGACGCAGUAUCCGCUUUCGGCUGGCUACCGGACCGGAGGCAGUGCAGGGAGCGUGCCCAUGGUGCCUGCUGGUGGAACGUGGGUGGGAUCUGGUGGUGGAACGGCCAUGGGCGGAGGUGCGGCAACGAUGGGCGGCGGGCCCGGGAGCGGGCAGCCGCCAGCGCUGCUGCACAACCGGCUGUUCCUGGCCACGCGGCGUGUGAAGGAUCUGGAGGCGCGGCUGCAUGCAUUGGCAGCAGCCAAGGGCUUCAAUGCCGAGGUUGACGUUCUCGCCAAGGAGCGCGACGUGUACAAGCUGCAAGUUGAGGCGCUGCGCCGUGCACAGCCCAGGGUUCGCGCGAGCCGCGACGGCGGGCACGCGUACGACCGCCUGCGCGAGGCGUACCUCAAGGCUGUGGCCGAGCGCAACGCACUGGAAGACGAGGUCAAGGCGGUCCACGAUGGGUACAAUCACGAGAUGAUUGCCGCGCACGACCACCUCCGCGGCCUUGUGGCCGAGAACGUCCGCUACAAGCACGAGGCCAACGUGUACUUUCGCGAUCAGAGCAACAUGGAACAGCUCGACCGGCAGAUGCGCCGCGAGCGCCAGGCGCUCAACGCAGCCAUCAAGUCGUUCGAGGCCAUGCGCGCCUCGCACGAGCGGCGGCUGUACUCGCGCGACGAGCUGUCGGAGCUCCGCGACCUGCGCCACAAGAUCAAGGACAUGGAGGCGCGGCUGGCAGGCAUGGAGCACGACCGCGCCGUCCUCGAGCGCCAGUUUAAGGUCGAGUACGACGCGCGCCAGGAAGCCGAGCUCGAGCUUCGCUACGGUGUCGACGGCCGCGCCCGCCUCGCCGAGCAGCACGCCGUCGACUCGAUGCAGCUAGAGAUGCAUCAGAUUCGCCAGGAGGCCCGCGAGACCGAGCGCCGCAAGAACCAGGAAAUUCUUGCCCUCAAGCAGCACGUUCGCGCCGCCCACGACGAGCGCAAUCAGGCCGUCAACCGCCUGCUCAACACCGCCACGCCGCGUGUGCCCGAGCCCGAGCCGGUCUACAUUACCCGCGACGUCGAGGUGCCGGCGCCGGCGCCAGCACCGGCGCAGCAGUCGCGCCCGGCCUCGGCUGGCUACAAGUACGUCGUUCAGCGCGUCCCGCAGUAUGCCUACGUCAACAUGCCGGUGUCUGGCACGCUGCCACCGCGCGCGCCCGCCGCCAUGCCUUCGGCUGCCCACUAUCCGGGCAUGCCGCCGCCGGGCAUCGGCCUCCCCGGUCCGCUCCCGCCACCGGGCAUGCCGGUCCCGGGCUUUGGCGUCAUGCCGCUGUGA